Messenger RNA from Lolium perenne, 1310 nucleotides. Its product is annotated as peroxisomal membrane protein 13. Gene Ontology annotation, cellular component: peroxisomal importomer complex; peroxisomal membrane; peroxisome. The record is from RefSeq and is a predicted model, not a curated record. NCBI's taxonomy places the organism in Eukaryota, Viridiplantae, Streptophyta, Magnoliopsida, Poales, Poaceae. Gene Ontology annotation, biological process: protein import into peroxisome matrix, docking.
UGUCUGGGACAGCUAAACCUGGGGAAGUUGUUUCUCCUGCAGUGAGCAAUGCUGGUUUCAAUGUAAACAAUACAGUUUCAAGGCCUUUGCCCCCAUGUCCUUGGCGGCGGCAGCAGCAGCAGCAACAAGGAUAUGGAUUGGGCUGAGAGUUCCUUGGUGUAGGUAGCGUCCGAUCAGUUAGGGUGGGUGGCGAUGUUCAGGAACUUUUCUGGUAAUGGUCCACCACCAAAGCCAUGGGAGCGUGUAGGGACUUCAUCUGGUCCAGCGCCUUUCAAGCCCCCAUCUGGAGGCACCACUAGUGACGUUGUCGAGGCUUCUGGGACGGCGAAACCCGGGGAAGUUGUUUCUCCUGCAGAGAGCAAUGCUGGUUUCAGUGGGAAUAAUACAGUUUCAAGACCUUUGCCCCCACGUCCUUGGCAGCAGCAGCAACCAGGAUAUGGAAAUUCUUAUGGAGGUUAUGGUGCCACUACGUAUAAUUCAUAUGGUGGAUUUGGUGGGGCUUAUAGUAGCGGUGCCGGUGGGCUAUAUGGAAAUAACAUGUAUUCAGGUUAUGGAGGAGGUUAUGGUGGCUCAUACGGUGGUUCUGGAAUGUAUGGUGGGUCGAUGUAUAAUAAUGGAAUGGGAAAUCCCUACGGUGGUAUGGCCAUGAGUCCUUACAAUCAGGGUCCUAAUUCAUUUGGCCCUCCAGCCCCACCCCCAGGUUUCUGGGUGUCCUUCCUACGAGUGUUGCAUGGAGCUGUGAAUUUCUCUGGGCGAGUUGCUUUCCUUCUCAGCCAGAACACUCAGGCAUUCCACAUGUUCAUCACAGCUCUUUUGCAGUUAUGUGAUAAGUCUGGAAUGCUUUAUAGCGAGCUUGUGAUAUUCGCUUUACGUUUGCUGGGGGUCAAAACAAAACCAAAGAAAGGCAAACUUCAGGGUGCAGAAGUUCCAUCGUUGGAGAGGCCAGGCCAGCAAUUUGUGGAGGCACCAAAAGCUAACAAGAACUCAUGGGAGAAGACGAGGACGAUGAGUUUGCUUACAGCUACGGGGAGAAAAGAAAUCUGAUGGCUCCUGUUCAGAUGCAUUUUGCAUUUGAACUAGAGGGGAAGAAACCAAGUAAUCCCUAAUGCUGGUUGUAUAUACGGUGAUUCUUUUUCUUCCCUAGUAAUGUAUAUGUGCAGUGCUGUUACGGGGAGUUUGCUGCUUUGAGAAAUGUGAUCUUUUUUUUUGCGGGGAGUGAGGAAUGCGAUCUGACUGUUAAAGCAUGUGAGUUGGCAAUUUGUCGGUUUGUUGAGAAUAGAGUAAAUAUUACUGGCACCUUGUUAAAAUAA